This is a messenger RNA of Trichobilharzia szidati, 5486 nucleotides long. The record is from the annotation of a GenBank genome assembly. NCBI's taxonomy places the organism in Eukaryota, Metazoa, Platyhelminthes, Trematoda, Strigeidida, Schistosomatidae.
UAUCCAAUAAAACUAUAUUGUUCUCCGAUAAUGCUAUUCCUUUUGUCUCAUCAGUGUCUACUGUUUCGACUUUGCAUUUCUUCUACUUUCUCUUGCUUUAUUUGCUGAGUGGAGUGUGAAGACUCGAAGCGCUGCACGUCGGUGCAGAGUUCUAUUUUGAAACCAGUCAAUCAGUCAGUAUGACCUUGACAACAUAGCUAAGUUAGAUUUGAGAAUUCCAUUGUAUAAUACUGAAGAGAUUGGAGGCCAAUAAAAAUGUCGGUUGCACCAGUUCACCAAGGUCCGUUUAUGAAAGAUCAAUUAGUUCAGUUACGAGCACAGAUCAAUGCAUUUAAACUACUUUCCAAAUCGCAACCAGUCCCAGAGACAUUAUUGUUGGCAGCUGAAGGCAGGCAAAUUCUAAGUCAUCCACCAAUGGUUUUGAGUGGAUCAUCAAGCUCUAAUAUACCUGGACAUCAAUGGUCUCAAUCCACAAUAACAUCAAUGCAUAAUCCACAAUUCCUUCCUGGACUUCCUCAACAAGCCACUAUUGCUCAAAAUGAAUUACAUCCAGUCAAUCCAAAUAUGUCAAUGCCUUCUCGUUUACGAGCUAGUGUACAACCGGGUGGUGGUGGUGGUGGUUUAGUUACAGCGCGUAUAACUCCAUCAGUUGGUUAUACACAAUCCUAUACACCUGUAUCAUCUACAAAUGCCAACUACCACCUACCGGCUACCACGGGUACAUUUGGAAGAAGUCGACUUACGCCUAUCCAACGUCCACAAGGUUUAGAUCCUGUGGAAUUAUUAAAAGAAAGAGAACAACGUAUUCAAUCACGUAUUGCCCAACGUAUUAAAGAAUUAAAUAAUCUAACUAUCUUUGCAACAUCAGAACAAAGAGUUUCCCUACUCAUUGAACUUCGCGCUUUACGUUUAUUAAAUUUUCAACGACAAUUACGACAAGAUAUUGUCUCGGCGAUGCGACGAGAUACAAGUCUUGAAACAGCGUUAAAUGUAAAAGCCUAUAGAAGACCUAAAAAGCAAACGCUAAGAGAGGCACGUUUCACUGAAAAGUUAGAGAAACAAAUGAAACAUGAACAAGAAAAAAGACGUCGUCAAAAACAUCAAGAAUUUUUAAAUGCUAUUCUCAGUCAUGGAAAAGAUUUUCGAGAGUUUCAUCGGAAUGUUAACAGUCGAAUGGCAAAAAUGAAUAAAGCUGUUCUCAGCUACAAGGCGAAUGCAGAACGUGAUAAAAGAAAAGAGCAGGAGCGAAUUGAUCGUGAACGUAUGCGACGUCUUAUGGCCGAGGAUGAAGAAGGCUAUCGAUGUCUUAUCGAUGCCAAGAAAGAUCAACGUUUGCAUCAUUUACUGACACAAACUGAUGAAUUUAUUAGCAAUCUAACAAAACUUGUCCGUGAACAUAAACGUGAACAAAGUAAGCAACGAUUUAGAGAGAGAUCAGAGAGGCGCAAACUUGCCCAGGAGUCGGCGCUACAAAAUGCUGUUGCAUAUUAUCGAAAGUUGGCCGAGGAUGUCAUCAAAUCUGGUGGACAACCGCCAAGUUAUCUGUCUACUCUUCCAUCGACAGAAAAGUUUCCUGAAGAACUGCAUCAGGUGAAUCGUGAUUGGUUAUCUGGAAAAAUGUUUUCAUCAUCAAGUGUACAACAGCUGCCUGAAGUACGCAUACCUAUGUACCAGACAACAACGAAAGAAAUUGUAGAAGGCGAUUCUGCACCAUUAGCUUCUGAAGUGUAUACCUGGCUGCAAGAACAUCAAGGCUGGGAGAUUCUUCCUACUGAUACUGAUGGUUCAGUGAUACAUGAUUUACUAGAAACAGAUGAAGAAUACCGGCGUAAGCGUAAAUUUGAAGAUGUUGAUGACGACGACGAUGAUGAUGAUGAUAAUAGUAUGGUACAUGUAGGCACAGAAGAUGAUGAGUAUAAUAAACGUGGUGAAUCUGGUGCUAAUGCCCCUCAAUCCUAUUAUACACUUGCACAUGCUGUACGUGAAGAAAUUAAAGAACAAGCCAGCAUACUUGUUCAUGGUCGAUUGAAAGAAUACCAGUUAAGAGGUCUUGAAUGGCUUGUCUCUCUGUACAAUAAUAAUUUGAAUGGUAUACUGGCCGAUGAAAUGGGUCUCGGUAAAACUAUACAGACUAUUGCUUUGAUAACCUAUUUAAUGGAGAAAAAACGUGUCAAUGGACCAUUUUUAAUUAUUGUACCACUUUCAGUCAUGUCAAAUUGGGCAAUGGAAUUUGAUCGAUGGGGACCAAGUGUUAAAAAGAUAUUGUAUAAAGGUUCACCUCAAGCACGUCGACUUCUGCAGACACAAAUAAAAGCUUCAAAAAUCAAUGUACUCUUAACAACCUAUGAAUAUAUUAUCAAGGAUAAAUCUGCUCUGUCAAAAGUAAAAUGGAAAUACAUGAUAAUUGAUGAAGGUCAUCGGAUGAAAAAUCAUCAUUGUAAAUUAACUCAAGUAUUGAACACAUAUUAUACAGCACCAUAUCGAUUAUUGCUUACUGGUACACCAUUACAGAAUAAGUUGCCAGAAUUAUGGGCACUACUGAAUUUCUUAUUACCAACAAUAUUUGAAAGUGUUAAUACUUUUGAACAAUGGUUCAAUGCUCCAUUUGCGGCAACUGGCGAAAAAGUUGAGUUAAAUCAAGAAGAAACCCUACUUAUUAUUCGUCGUCUGCACAAAGUAUUACGUCCAUUCUUAUUACGUCGUUUAAAACGUGAAGUCGAGUCACAAUUGCCUGAAAAGGUUGAAUAUGUGAUAAAAUGUGAAAUGUCAGAUUUACAACGAGUUCUGUAUUCACAUAUGCAAUCGAAAGGUGUUAUUCUAACAGAUGGAUCAGAGAAGGAUAAAAAAGGAAAAGGUGGUUGUCGAACCCUGAUGAAUACAAUUAUGCAAUUAAGAAAGAUAUGCAAUCAUCCAUUUAUGUUUACGCAUAUUGAAAUGGCAAUCGCUGAACAGAAUUUCUUAAAUUUACACAAUAACAAUCCACCGCCUAAUCUACCGAUACCAACACAAGUUGAAGGGAAAAUAUUAUAUCGUGUCUCGGGGAAAUUUGAAUUACUGGAUAGAAUUUUACCAAAAUUGAAAGCUUGUGGACAUCGUGUGCUGAUAUUUUGUCAAAUGACCAGUUUAAUGACAAUUAUGCAGGACUACUUUGAUUAUCGAAAUUUUCGUUACCUACGUCUUGAUGGUACUACACGUUCAGAAGAUCGUGGUGAAUUACUCGUCAAGUUUAAUGAUGCCUCUGAGGAUAUAUUCAUUUUCUUACUGUCAACACGUGCUGGUGGGCUGGGUCUUAAUCUUCAAGCUGCAGAUACAGUUAUUAUAUUUGAUUCUGACUGGAAUCCACACCAAGAUUUACAAGCACAGGAUCGUGCUCAUCGUAUUGGUCAACAAAAUGAGGUUCGAGUUCUACGUCUAAUUUCCAUAAAUUCAGUUGAGGAGAAAAUUUUGGCUGCAGCCCGUUUCAAGCUAGAUGUUGAUCAAAAAGUUAUUCAAGCUGGUAUGUUUGAUCAAAAAUCCACUGGAACAGAAAGACGUCAAUUUUUGCAAGCCCUCCUUGAACAAGAUGAGGAAGCUGAUGAAGAGGAAGAUGAAGCUCCCGACGAUGAGACAAUUAAUCAAAUGUUAGCUCGUAAUGAAGAAGAAUUUGAAAUCUAUCAACGAAUGGAUGCUGAACGUCAAUUCGCUGAAAGUCAACAAGCGAAACGUGAACCACGUUUAAUGGAGUAUUCAGAAUUACCAAAAUGGAUUGUACGCGAUGAUAUUGAGCUUGAACGAAGCUUAUUAUUAGAAGAAAGUGUAUUUGGAAUGAAACGUCAACGCAAAGAAGUUGAUUAUUCAGAUGCACUUACAGAACGACAAUUUCUCAAGGCAAUCGAUGAAGGUAGUCUGGAAGAGGCUGAAGAACGUCAACGUCAAAAACGUGCUGCGCGUAGAAAACGUAAACGCAUAGAUGAUUCAAGUUUCAUGGACGAUGGCAGUUCAGAGGCAGGCAGUCUUACUAUGGCUGCACCACAGGCAUCUAAACGUCGUCGUGGACGUCCACCGCAUGGAUCUUCUGCUGGUAGUAAUUCAAGAUCAUCAAUGCAUCAAUCAGUUUCUCCAAAACUUGCUAAAAAGUUACAACGUUUACUGGACAUCGUAAUCGAAUACAAGGAUAAAGAUCAACGAAUAUUAAGUGAACCAUUUAUGAAACUGCCAACAAGAAAAGAAUUGCCCGAUUAUUAUGAAGUCAUUAAAAAACCUGUAGAUUUUAAUCGGAUUAGACAACGUGUUAAAGACGGGAAAUAUCGUUCAGUUGAUGAAUUAGAAUCGGAUGUUUUAUUAUUGUGUAAAAAUGCUCAAACGUAUAAUAUGGAUGGAAGUUUAAUUUUCGAAGAUUCAGUGGUACUUCAAUCAGUAUGGACGAAUGCACGAGAAAGAUUAGAAGAAAUUGAAUCACGUCAACAGUCUGAUUCUCGUCAAUCAAGUCAUUACCACACCAACACCAGCAGCAACAACAACAACAACACUAACAGCAGCUCUUAUUCCAGUCAACAUCAUAGACACGUUACAAUACGUGAUGAUGAUGAAGAGGAGGACGGAGAAGAAGACCAAGAGGAUGAAGAAGAUGAACGCGAAGACGAUGAUGAUGAAGAUGAGCGUAGUGAAGCAUCAAAACACGCUCGUACAUCUAAUGAAGCAUGUUUUAAUACUACUACUACAACUACUGCUGGUCGUAAAGCCUCGACAACUGAUGCCACUGGAAGCAGUAGUACAGCAACAGGAAAUGGUCAACAAAAUAUCCAAGAUAAUUCUGUCAAUGGAGGUGAUAGUCUUGGUGGUUUAGAUGAUUUAGAUGAUGAUGAUGACGACGAAACAAUGGAUGAUCCUAUGGAAGAUGAUGAUAGUGCUAGUCGUAGUUCAUUUAACAGUAAAGCGGCAGCUAAACGUCGUGUAUCACGAAAGACGAUGUCAACGCCGGCAACAACAACAACCUAUUGUAUUUCACGUCAUAGUAGUACCAACAGUGGGUCAGUGUCUGUCAUCUCAAAAACUCAUCAUAUUCCACCACCCCAUUCGAAUAGUAGUCAUUCACGUGGUGUUAUAACAACAGCAUCCCAUCCUCCUGAAUCGUCAUCAUCAGUUAGUAGUAGUAGUGCAUCAACUACACUUGUCAAUACAUCCGGUGUUGAAAGUCGCAUAUCAUCACUACCGCCAAGAAGAGCUCGUACACACAAACGUCGUGUUGUAAUGGUUGAUGACAGUGAUGAUGAAGAAGACGACGACGUGGAUUCUGAUGCUGCUGCAGAUGAUGAUGAUCCUGAUGAUGAAGACUUCUAGGCCAUUAAAUUGUGAGGAAUGUGUUGGUACAGUGUGUUGUUGAACAGUUCGUUGUCUGUUUUAUUGCAUAUUAUGUAAUGUGUUGUUUUACAUACACGUUUCAAUCAUUCAGCUUUUCAGUCUUUUUCUUCAUCAAUAUAUAUAAAUACAACUUGAUUCUCGCCCCA